This is a messenger RNA of Baudoinia panamericana UAMH 10762, 670 nucleotides long. RefSeq lists its product as uncharacterized. The transcript has a single exon. The record is from RefSeq and is a predicted model, not a curated record. Lineage: Eukaryota; Fungi; Ascomycota; Dothideomycetes; Mycosphaerellales; Teratosphaeriaceae. Bases 90 to 560 code for a protein of 156 amino acids.
AUUCAUAGCCAAUACGAGACGAGUUACCGCGCGGGCAAGAGCUUGAGAACGGUCACGCGACAGUAUGUGCAACGAGCGAAGAAGACACCAUGCCUGCCGGGUUGGACGAGGCCACGGCCAUCUUGGCCGUCGUCCAAGCUGGCUUAAGCCUUGCGACGACAUUGAAGGCCUAUGUUGACAGUUACAAAGAUGCGCCGGAGGACAUCAAGACUCUUGCGGCCGAUCUUGAGUCGACCAUGCGCUACGUGAGCGAGCUCAAGGAGAUGCUCGAUGAGAACAAGAAGGCGCCGGUUCUCAACAAAAAUGCUGUAGCAGAAGCUGAGGCGCGCCUUGUACAAGCUGAGAACGUGGUAAUAGCACUUCAGAACCACAUACGUAAAGGUAGCCGGCAAGAGGGACUGGGCGGCCCUCUAAAGCUCGACGACUUGAAUACGACGAAGUUUCAGCAGGCAAUGUGGUACUUCUACAAGCCUGGCUUUGUGACGGUGAAGAACGAGCUUCACGACUUGGCAACGAGGAUCGUGUUGUUCCUGGCGCUGUACGGCCGAGAGAAAAGGUAGACGUUUUCUGCAGACUAGAGUGUACACGCGUCUCUGACAAGUGGCAACCAUAGUUCUUCGCCCUUCGAAAGGCGGCUGUAUGAGACUCAGGUGGUUGCAGUGGACUACGU